AUGCUAAGUGAUAUCAACAGUUCUAGCGAGGAUACAACGGUAUUACCUUCUGAAAUCGUCAUUCCUCGUCUAAUUCGCUUUUGGAUUAUUCUUCUCGUAUACAUUCCAUCGGUUAUGUGUUCAUUGUUCAUUUUGUAUAAUUUUAUUGUCCAUCGAACAUUACGUCAAGCUUUGCAUAAUCAUGUUAUUGGUCUUCUUCUUUUCAUCAAUUUUAUUGUUCAACUAACAAGUAUUCCAUGGACUCUUAAUUAUUAUCGUACAGGAAAUGUUUGGCCACAAAACUCUUUCUUUUGUCUUACGUGGGCUUUUAUUGAUGAAGCUUUAUAUAUUAUAACAACAAUUUUAUUUGCAUGGGCAACUAUAGAACGACAUAUGCUCAUUUUUCAUGAUCACUUAUUUUCAACAAAAUACAAACUUAUUUUCUUUCAUUAUGUACCAAUAGCCAUAAUUCUUCUCUAUUGCAUCAGUUACAAUAUUAUUAUAAUUAUUUUUCCACCAUGUGAAAAUACAUACGAUUAUUCUCAACUUGCAUGUGGUAAUCCUCUUUGUUAUUAUGAAUUUUUAUCAGCAGCGAUGUGGGACGUUAUAGUUAAUGAUAUAAUACCUACAAUAGUUAUUAUUUGCUUCAGCAUUGCUCUUCUUUUACGUGUCCUCCAUAAAAAAUUUCGAAUGAAUCGACCAAUUCGCUGGCGAAAUCAUCGAAAGAUGACAAUUCAAGUAUUAGCAAUUUCAGUUCUGUAUCUUUUCAUAUACAUACCAAGUAUGUUAUUAGAAUUCGUUCAUCUUUGUGGAACUCCUGAAGAAGUUGGUGCUGAUUUUAUGUUAUAUGCAGAAUUCUUUGAAAAUUAUGGCAAUCUUUUAUUACCUUUUAUAUGUGCUGUAUCAAUGCCUGAACUUAGAAAACACAUUAACAAAAUAUUUUUAUAUUACCGACGAAAAACACCAACAGUUGGUCCUCAACUAUUGCCAUUAUCACAUCAUGCAGUUGGUCCACAAUUAUCAGCAAGAGCUAUUGUUUCAUGA
Molecule: messenger RNA, 1023 nt
Organism: Rotaria sp. Silwood2
Lineage: Eukaryota; Metazoa; Rotifera; Eurotatoria; Philodinida; Philodinidae
Source: the annotation of a GenBank genome assembly